Microthlaspi erraticum is the source of this 303-nucleotide messenger RNA. Lineage: Eukaryota; Viridiplantae; Streptophyta; Magnoliopsida; Brassicales; Brassicaceae. The record is from the annotation of a GenBank genome assembly.
AUGUCGUCCCCUGAGAAGAAGAGGAGGAAGACGACGACGACGACGAAGACUACGAAUCCGUCACUUAAGGCAUCACCUUUGCUCCCUCCGACGCCGCAAUCGACCUCAAAUCUGCCACUUCCGGAUGAUUUGCUUCUGAGCUGCUUCGCACGGGUCUCGCGACUGCACUACCCGACUCUCUCCCUCGUCUCCAAGAGCUUCCGUUCUCUGCUUGCUUCACCGGAGCUUUACCAGACUCACCUUUGCUCCCUCCGACGCCGCAAUCGACCUCAAAUCUGCCACUUCCGGAUGAUUUGCUUCUGA